AUGGACUCCAGCAAGCACCCCGUCGAGGAGAUCGAGCUGCCAGUCUACUACACUCCCAGCGCGUCCCCUCCCCACUCUACCCACCCUGUAGCCCUCGAGCUCACUUCUAUCACCCCCCUCGCGCCGGUUCAUCACAUCAUCAUCGACCACCUCGCCCUCGUGACCCCCGUCACGACCCUCAUCUUGUCGAAGUACGUCUACGACAUCACCAUUCCCAAGCUCUACCGCCAUGUCACUGCAAGCAAGAGCUUGCUUCGAGGACUAGAGUCGGCUGAACCGGGGAAUCGGCGGAAGCUCGACUGUCUGAGACAUGCAGAGACACUGAAAGUGGAGGAUAUGGCGGCGAUGUGGCAUGUGAGUAUGCUCGAUCAUCAUGCCGCCGCGGUGCGAUACGCCAAGGUCUUUCCGAGUUGCACUCGAGUCGAGAUAUCUCAAGACGUUGUGGACGGACACUAUCACAUGAAGAAGGAAGAAACUGUGGAAGAUUGGAGCUUCAGUACCCUCAAAGAAACCCUGUCAAAGCUGAAAGAGGGGUUGGACCGUGCUCUCCGUAAUUCCGUAUAUAUAGAUCAGAGUCUUCUUUCAUAG
This is a messenger RNA of Cryptococcus amylolentus CBS 6039, 588 nucleotides long. RefSeq lists its product as hypothetical. NCBI's taxonomy places the organism in Eukaryota, Fungi, Basidiomycota, Tremellomycetes, Tremellales, Cryptococcaceae. The record is from RefSeq and is a predicted model, not a curated record. The transcript is spliced from 2 exons. Bases 1 to 588 code for a protein of 195 amino acids.